Messenger RNA from Phlebotomus argentipes, 4578 nucleotides. RefSeq names its product serine/threonine-protein kinase mig-15 (gene msn). The record is from RefSeq and is a predicted model, not a curated record. The transcript is spliced from 18 exons. NCBI's taxonomy places the organism in Eukaryota, Metazoa, Arthropoda, Insecta, Diptera, Psychodidae. Gene Ontology annotation, molecular function: ATP binding; MAP kinase kinase kinase kinase activity. Bases 238 to 4143 code for a protein of 1301 amino acids. Gene Ontology annotation, biological process: protein phosphorylation.
CAAGAGAGAUGUCCGGAGGAGAGAAGAAAACAGCCCGUCAAGUUGAGUGAGUGCGUGAAAAAGGGCAGAAAAGAGUGUCGAGGAGGUCGCCAAGUGUGCCCAGGCCGCAAUUGAUGGUGUUUUAGGUGUCCAAGUGGGUGGUUGGAGUGUGCUACAAGUGCGGAGAACGGCUGGCGAGUGCGUGGACUUUUGCUGUUGUUUUCCGUGUCCGGAGAGAAAAAGUGUCGUCGUCGCAAAAUGGCGCAUCAAAUGGCUCCGUCUGUGAACUGUUCGCUCGACGAUAUCGACUUGAAUGCCCUCAAGGAUCCAGCUGGAAUAUUUGAGUUGAUUGAAGUCGUAGGAAAUGGAACAUACGGCCAAGUUUAUAAGGGUCGCCACACAAAGACUGGCCAAUUGGCCGCAAUUAAAGUGAUGGAUGUGACUGAGGAAGAGGAGCAGGAGAUAAAAUUAGAGAUAAAUGUACUGAAGAAGUACUCAAAUCAUCGCAAUAUCGCCACAUACUAUGGGGCCUUCAUCAAGAAAUCGCCGGCCGGCAAGGAUGAUCAGCUGUGGCUGGUGAUGGAGUACUGCGGCGCGGGAUCUGUCACGGAUCUGGUGAAGUCGACAAAAGGUCAGAGUCUCAAGGAGGAGUGGAUAGCGUACAUUUGCCGUGAGAUUUUGCGUGGUUUGAGCUAUUUGCACACAAACAAGGUGAUACACAGAGACAUCAAGGGACAGAAUGUCCUGCUCACGGACAAUGCUGAGGUGAAGCUGGUGGACUUUGGUGUGUCUGCCCAGUUGGAUCGCACGAUAGGACGUCGAAAUACGUUUAUUGGCACGCCGUAUUGGAUGGCGCCCGAGGUGAUUGCUUGCGAUGAGAAUCCGGAUGCAACGUAUGACAAUCGGAGUGAUUUGUGGUCACUGGGCAUAACAGCGCUGGAGAUGGCAGAGUCACAGCCGCCACUGUGUGAUUUGCAUCCCAUGCGAGCACUCUUUCUCAUUCCAAGAAACUCACCGCCACGUUUAAAGUCGAGGAAGUGGUCGAAGAAAUUUCAGGGAUUCAUCGAUACAGUUCUUGUGAAAGACUAUCAUCAGCGGCCUUACACAGAGCAACUACUGAAGCAUCCCUUCAUCAAGGAGCAACCGACUGAGCGACAGGUGCGGAUUCAGCUCAAGGAUCACAUUGAUCGGUGCAAGAAGCGCAAGCAGGAGAGUCGCGAGGAUUAUCGGUACUCGGGAUCGGACAAUGACGACGAGGAGCCACAGACGGCCGGAGAGCCGUCGUCUAUCAUCCAAGCGCCGGGCGGCGACACGCUGCGGAGGAACUUCCAGCAGAUCCAGGAGGGCAGGACAAUGGCGCAGAGCGUGGAUCAGCCACAGCCGCAGCCCAUCAGGAAUCAGAAGCCACAGCGCGAGCAUCGUGCCGAGAAGCAGGCCAUCGAGGAGCCUGGACCGCCAUCGCGUCCGGCUCUGCCGCAGAGGUUGAUUGUGGCGCCGGAAGGAUCGCAGCACGCCAACAGACCGCUUCCGCCCACGCCCAGGAGUUCUGGCUCGUCGCAGGCGCAGCAGCAGACGCCGCAGCAAGCUCAGCGGAAUUCCCAGAACAUGUUCAAGCCAAUGCUUCCACCACGAAGACCAGAGUCUCAGCAGCAGCAGGCGCAGCCUGAGGCGCCGCCAAGGAACAGUCGUCAGUCGAAUUCGUCAUCAUCUGUGCCAUCGAAGCCAGCACCGGCGCCGCCAAACAAUCACCAUGCGCAGUCCAUCGUCAAUCCACUGGAUCCGAUCGAGAGUUCAGACACGGACAGUGAGCCCGAAGAGGCAAACGGCGGCACCAGGAACGACGGGACGCUCCUCGCCAGCGAUCCGCCGAAGCCACUUCCUGAAUUUUCGUACAGGCCCGGACUCUCGGUUCUGUCUGAGGAUUCGGCAGCUCCAGUGCCAAGCCACGGAUCGGGCGGUCCGCCCAACAGGCCGCUGCCGCCCACUCCGGAUGACGAUGACCAGAAUCAGGGCGAUCGCACGCUGAUCAUGAAGAGGAAACAGAAGGGCGCCGAUGGCCAGGAGAGCGAGGAGAGAGUGUUGUUGCGCGAGUGGGACAUUGAGAGGUUCUUCCCGGCUUCGCGGACGCUGGAGCAGCAGCGCAACAAGAGCGGCGGCGGGCGCGAUCGGAUAUCGCUGCAGCCGCAGGACGUGAAGAAAGCUCUGGCGGAGGGCGAGCCGAAGAGGGCGCCGGACAUGAGGCUGGAGGAGCGCGUGAAGAGUGAGAUCUUCGCCAACAACACGCGCGCGAAGCAAGAGGCGCUGGCGAAGCUGAGCAAGGGCGCCGCGGCGCACAAGCGCCAGGACAGCGACUCGAAGCUGUCGCUGAACUUUGUGCGCGGCUUCAGGCGCGAGAACACGGACUUCUUCCCGCUGGCCAAGCGACACUCGGCCAUUCUGGGUGAGCGCAAUGGCGAUCAGGUGGCGCCGCAGCGCUCGAGUGGAAUCUUUCAGAGGCGCCCCAAAGUGGGCGCCGAGCCUAUUCUCACCGACUAUCGCGACUCAUCGCCGGCCAAAGAUGCUGCCAAACAGACUGCCAAAACGUCCUCACCGGCAAGACACUUAGACUUUCUCCGUCCGCGACGUGAGAAAACCGAAUCUGUUAUUGUUAUCCGCAAUUCGGCCACGCGGCAACUUUUAUUUGGCCAGCAGCAGAACCGCGGAGGUGAGAGUAGUGGUCUAGGAACACCUGGCACUCGCACGAGCAGCGUCUUGCCGGAUCUGCUGAGCCAAGCGUCGCCAGCAACGCCGCCGCGCCACGAUAAAUCAUCGAGUGAAGAGUAUCGCGCGGCCGUGAGCUCAAUUCAUUCCACACCCUCUAAGUCCUUUAUCGCCACGAAUUCCUCUCCGCAAUCCACUGUGUCCAAUUCCUCCGCCCACGUGCAUGGCCAGGGGCUGCAGCACAGCCCCAGCCAGUCGAUGGUGCGGAACCACCAUCAGGGCGGCGUGAGCAAUAGUAAUUCGUCAAAUAAUCUCUCACCACCCUCUCUGCCGCCGCAUGCCAUUGCGUUGGAACAGAAGCAGCGCAGCUUCCUCACGUUCGGCUUCGGCGCCGGCGGAUCUGGACCGUCACGGCGCGAGAGUCACGUGAAUGUGAAUGUGACGCCGACAUCGCACGAUGCCGCCAGCGACACGCCCGAGAUCAGGAAGUACAAGAAGCGCUUCAACUCGGAGAUUCUCUGUGCCGCUCUCUGGGGUGUGAAUCUGCUCAUCGGCUCGGAGAAUGGAUUGAUGUUGCUGGACAGAUCUGGACAGGGGAAGGUUUAUCAACUCAUCUCGCGACGUCGCUUCCAGCAAAUGGAAGUGCUGGAAGGACAGAACAUUCUUGUGACCAUUUCGGGAAAGAAGAACCGCGUUCGAGUCUACUAUCUGUCAUGGCUCAAAUCCAAGAUUCUCCGCACUGACGGUCUUUCAGAUCAAGUGGAGAGGCGCAACGGCUGGAUCAAUGUUGGUGAUUUACAAGGUGCUGUUCAUUUCAAAAUCGUUAAAUAUGAACGAAUCAAGUUCUUAGUGAUUGCAUUGAAAGACUCGAUAGAAAUUUAUGCAUGGGCUCCGAAACCCUAUCACAAAUUCAUGGCAUUUAAGAGUUUUGGAGAACUCCACCAUCGACCAUUACUUGUGGACUUAACGAUUGAGGAGUCAUCGCGUCUCAAAGUGAUAUAUGGAUCUGCUGAGGGCUUCCAUGCCGUUGAUUUGGAUUCCGCAUCAGUCUAUGACAUUUAUCUUCCCAAACAUACUCAGGGUCCAAUAAUUCCACACUGCAUUGUCACACUGCCCAACUCGAAUGGAAUGCAGCUCCUUCUGUGCUAUGACAAUGAAGGCGUGUACGUGAAUACCAUUGGGAAGGUGUCGAAGAACAUCGUCUUACAAUGGGGCGAAAUGCCAACGUCUGUGGCUUACAUUGGGACAGGACAAAUCAUGGGCUGGGGCAACAAAGCAAUUGAAAUUCGAUCUGUCGAGAGUGGACACUUGGACGGUGUUUUUAUGCACAAGAAAGCUCAACGUCUCAAGUUCCUUUGCGAAAGGAACGACAAGGUGUUCUUUAGUAGUGCCAAAGGUGCUUCGUCGUGUCAAAUUUACUUUAUGACACUGAACAAACCGGGAAUGGCAAACUGGUGCGCAUAAACUUUUGGCGGAUCAGCGUCAAAUUGAUCGUGAAACACACAUACACACACACGCAUUAAUAUUUUAAAGACAGCCUCAACAAAAAGAAAAUUCAAUGUUGACGAGGAAAUAGAAAUAUAGAAGAUAAGAGUGGAAAUUUUUAAGAUCAAAAGAAGAAAAAAAUGUGAAGUAAUUUUUCUGUAGAAAUAUUGCUCAAAGUAUUUCAUUUAAACUGCCGCGAUGAACAAUUAAAUAGGAGAAAAAAAACGCGAGGAGAAGAAAGCAAAAAAUGCAUAGAAGAAACUAUAAUAUUCCUUCGUAUGAAAGAAGCAGGAAGAAAAUGAAGGAGAAAAAAAAACAUUCAAAAAUCUAUAAUAGUUAAUGAGAGAGAAGUACAGUUUUUUGAUGUAGCAAGAAAACAACAAAACGUAGUCCUAUAAAAAAAAAGCGUGAAAA